Molecule: messenger RNA, 1191 nt
Organism: Penicillium taxi
Lineage: Eukaryota; Fungi; Ascomycota; Eurotiomycetes; Eurotiales; Aspergillaceae
Gene: flbB
Product: protein flbB
Exons: 3
Coding region: 1-1191 (396 amino acids)
Cellular component (GO): RNA polymerase II transcription regulator complex
Molecular function (GO): DNA-binding transcription activator activity, RNA polymerase II-specific; transcription cis-regulatory region binding
Source: RefSeq, a predicted model, not a curated record
AUGGCGAAUGGUGGGGUUUACCCUAUGGAUAUGGAACCCCUUACUGGUAAGUCAAUCGAGAAGGAUCGUGAGUACUUGAAUCUUGCAGCAUUCCAAUCUGAUUCCCCGAAUUCCUUAGAACCCUCCACUCCAACUCGCGGAGGAAUCGGCUCGGAAGCUAACACCUACAGGACCCAUCGCGAACGAAAGGAACAUUAUAUGCGCUCACUGGAAACCGAAGUGUCGCGACUCAGAGAAGCCUACACAAAUGAGAUUUCCGAAGCAAACGUGAAGAUCCAGCAGCAGUAUGAGCUACUAUACUCCAUACGCGACGACAAUGAAAUCUUGAAGGAGCUCCUGCGCGCCCACGGAAUCCAAUACGAGUCUGAACUGAAGCGCCGUCGCGCUGGCCGUCCCCCAAUGACUGCAUUCCAGUCUAGUCCCGUCGCUAUCAGCAGUACUGAAUCUCAGUCGGCUCUCGCAACAUCAAGCAACCAUAAUGCAACUCCUCCGACCACAGUAGCGACGGACCUCAGCCCACGCGGAAAGGGCAUCAUGGACCAUUCAGAGGUCUCCCCACCGAUUGUCUUUGUGCCACAGCAACAAGUUUAUCAUGCUAGCGCGGGGGAGCAGAUUGGAGCGUUUGACAGAUCUGCAAACCGUGUGAUGGAUCCCGUGCCGGCGAUGAUGCGCGGUGUCUUCGAGAGUGACCCACAAUUGCAGAUUGACUUUAUUUUAACGUACGUGAAGAUUCAAAUUGAAUUGAUUUUCUUGUCUAACCGUGUCUCGUACAGAUUGGAAGGUCCUUGCCGUGAACACACAGACUAUCUCUGCCGACGGUCCAUCACCGAAGCCGACGACGAAGACAUGCCGUUCUCAGGACACGCGCUGAUGGCACAUACCCCCCAUAAAACUUACGACCUCCCACUGGCUAACCUCAGCACACUGCUCAAUCUGAGUCGACAUCUCGUGACCGACGGCCAGAUCACGCCGAUAAUGGCGUUGCAAUGCCUCAAGAACCACGAUCUAUACCACAGUCUCAGCCGCGACGAUAUCAAGAUCAUCAUCGAAACUCUCAACACUAAAGUCCGCUGCUACGGAUUUGGUGCCGUUGUUGAAGACUUUGAACUCAUGGACUGCAUGAGCAGUGUGAUGGGCACCAAAUUUGACUUGGGCGUAUCGAGUCUUCGUGAUGACCCUGUAUAUGCGUGA